AUGAAGUACGAUAAACAGUGCAAAUUUUGUGAAGAGAUUUAUGAUAAAUUAAUUUCAAGUAGAAUUACACUAAAAAGUAAAACAAAAUCAGAUGGUACUAAAUGGAUAUCAGAAAUUCAACGUUUACUGAGCAAUAAAAGAAAGAUCGAGAUAGGACAUGAAAAAAUAUCAUAUUUAGAGUCUCCAUUACAUAUUUGUGCCACGACUAACAGUAAACAAGAUAUUUUAGGAAAUGUAUCAGAAGAAAGAAUUAUUAAAGACAAGCAAUCAUUCAAAUAUGUUUUCCCUGAAAUAAACACGGAGCAUCGUGAUUUAAUUAAAUAUACAAGUUCUACUGAAUUGGUUAAAAAUGUACGAGAACAAACUAAAAUAAAAACAGAUAUCGCAAGAAACAAAUUGGAACUGAAUGAAACCACUAAAAUUAGUAAAAGAAAACGUACUUCUCCAUCACGUAUAGCUAUUGAAGUAGAAAAUAAGUAUAUACAAAAGAUUGAGUCUGACUCAAAAGCAGGAAAAACAAUUAAUAUACACAAAAGAAGGCUUCAAGGUGGAAGAGAUAUAAAUGAAUUGGCAUCCACGAAACCGAAAUUAGUAGAAUCAUAUUCAGGUGACAGAGAUGUAAUGGCAAAAUAUACUAAUUUAACGACAAAUGAAGGUAAAAAAAAUGAUGUGGGGAAAGGAGAAAAAAAUCAUUCAAAAGGUGUAAAAGAUAGUGGUGGUGAUAUUGCUAAAAAGGAUAAGCUUAAAUCUAAAAGUUUAAAAAAAUCCCAAUUAGUAAGUAACACAAAAGAACCUGAACAUAAAACUAAUGGCAAAUCUUUAGCCUCAGAAUUCAUAAAACGAAGAAAAAAUACAAAGGAAAAUAGCAAACCGUAUCCAAAUGAUUUUGAUAAAAAGGGUAAACUAAAAUCUCAAAUCUCAAAAGAAUCCCAAUUAAAAGGCAACACUAAACAAGCUCAACGUAAAACUAGAAGUAAAUCUCUUGCUUUAGAAGGCUUAAAUUUACAUCGAGUGAAGGUUCGAAAAGCUUCUAUUGAUGACUUACAAUUGAAUACUGUAAAAGUGAAACAUUCUACUUUUCCUCCAGAAAAGCAGAUAAAACUCACUCAGCUUUCCGAUAUAAAUAUUUCACCAACAAUCAUUCGAAAACAUCAGACGCAUAAGAGUAGCAAGUCAUUGAGUGAUUCAGAUUCUGAACUAGACAACAUUGACGUACAAAGAGAUCGAGUAAAUGAAGUUAGUGAAAUUAUAAUUGGUCAAAAAAUUUUAAAACGUAGAGCGCCUUUUAUUAAUAAAACAAAUAAAAAAGCAUUUGAUCCUAUGUUAUUUGAGUCGUCAUUAAAAAAAAAUGAAAUAAAUUUGUUACCAAAAGAAAAGAAUGGAAAGAAUUCUUCAGUUACUGAACAUAUAUCUGUAAGUAAAUUUAUAUAA
Messenger RNA from Parnassius apollo (apollo), 1431 nucleotides. The record is from the annotation of a GenBank genome assembly. Lineage: Eukaryota; Metazoa; Arthropoda; Insecta; Lepidoptera; Papilionidae.